This is a messenger RNA of Nasonia vitripennis (jewel wasp), 5613 nucleotides long. RefSeq names its product vitellogenin. Lineage: Eukaryota; Metazoa; Arthropoda; Insecta; Hymenoptera; Pteromalidae. Gene Ontology annotation, biological process: lipid transport. Bases 112 to 5511 code for a protein of 1799 amino acids. The record is from RefSeq and is a predicted model, not a curated record. Gene Ontology annotation, molecular function: lipid carrier activity. The transcript is spliced from 6 exons.
UUUUGCAUAUGUCGCUCUCGUCGAAGUCACAUUGGAUCUAUCUUCGGUAUAAAUAACGAAGGAAAUCCAGGCAUCUUCACCAUUCUCCGCCGGACUACGACGAGGAACAAGAUGUUGUGGUCGCCUGCCAUUUUGCUGCUCCUCGCUGGAGCGGCAUUCGCCAGCCCCCAGAAUGGUUGGAAAGACGGAAAAGAGUACACUUACAAGAUCAGAAGUCGUACCUUGGCUGCAUUCAACCGGCAGUCGAAACAAUACACCGGUAUCGUGAUGGAGGCUCGCCUCACCGUUCAACCGAACGGCGACGACCUCCUCCGCGCCAAGAUCUCGCUGCCCCGUUAUACGCAGAUCCACACGCGUCUCGAGAACGGCUGGGACUCGGAAAUUCCGCAGAGUCAGAUGAACAUGCAGACUUUCCCUCUUAGCGGUAAGCCCUUCGAGAUCAAGACCAAGAACGGAGUCGUGCGUGAUCUGAUCGUCGACAAGGAUGUGCCAACCUGGGAAGUCAACGUGCUCAAGAGUAUCGUCAGUCAACUGCAGGUCGACACUCAGGGUGAGAACGCCGUGCGUUCCAAGCACAACCAGUUCCCCGAAGGCAACCAGCCCUAUGCCCUCUUCAAGGUCAUGGAAGACUCUGUCGGUGGUAUGUGCGAGGUUCUCUACGACGUCUCGGCACUUCCCGAGCGCGUGAUCCAGACCAACCCCGAGCUCGUGCCCAUACCUGAGCUCCGCGAAGACGGUGACAUCAUCUCCCUCGUCAAGACUAAGAACUACAGCAAUUGCGACCAACGCAUCAGCUACCACUUUGGUCUUAACGGACGCAACAAGUGGGAGCCCAGCGGCAACUCGAAAUACCUAUCGAGAUCUUCCGUGAGUCGUGUCAUCGUUUCUGGAAACCUCAAGAGGUACACAAUCCAGUCUUCCGUCACCACGAACAAGGUCGUCCUCAACCCUGACCAGCUGGAGAACCAGCACGGAAUGGUCGCUAGCAGAAUGAACCUUACCUUGCACGAAGUGAAGGACAUCGCCGAGCAAGUUCCUCCACCAUCGAACCCUCAGUCCACCGGAAACUUGGUCUACAACUACAACAGCCCGACCGAGAGCAUCUCCACUCGCCGCCCGAACAAGCUGAACCUGCAAAGGAGGCACGACCACAAAUCCGGCGAGCACAAGCACUCCGACGAAUCUUCGUCCGAGUCUUUCGAGAGCAUCGCCGAUAACAACGAUGACAGCUAUUUCCAGAGGAAACCGAAAUUGACCGAGGCACCCCAGAGCCCCAUGCUGCCAUUCUUCAUUGGCAACAACGGUAACAUGAUCCACAAGAACGGAAAGAUCGACGUUGUCAAGUCCGCCAAGAGCAUCGCUCAGGAAAUCGGCAAUGAGAUACAGAGACCCGACAGCAUGCCCGAGUCCCAGACCCUCGAGAAGGUCACCAUCCUCUCGAGACUGAUCCGCACGAUGAACGCCGAGCAGAUAUCUGAGGUUCAACGCGACCUCUACCAGCAACGCCAGUCCUCGAACCAGCUUCAUCAGCGCGAUCAGGCUCAGAGCUCCCGCAGGAACGCUUGGGUCGCUUUCCGCGACGCAGUCGCUCAGGCUGGAACUGGCCCCGCUCUGGUCAACAUCAAGCAAUGGAUCCAGAACAAACAGAUCCAGGGCACGGAAGCCGCUUUCGUCGUCGAUGCUACCGCCAAGUCCGCUCGCACUCCCACCACCGAGUAUAUGGAUGCCUUCUUCGAGAUAGUCUCCAUGCAAGAGACCAAGAAACAGCGUAUCCUCCGCGAUUCCUCGAUCUUGGCCUUCGCUGACCUCAUCCGUCACGCUAUGGUCAAUCAUAGGAGCGCACAUAACCGUUACCCCGUCCACACUUUCGGAAGGCUCAUCUCCAAGGACAGCAGCAACCUUCUCGAGAAGUACAUCCCCUACAUGGCCGAGGAGCUGAAGAACGCCAUCGACAUGGGCGAAAGCCAGAAGAUCCAAGUCUACAUCGCUGCUAUCGGAAGGACUGCCCACCCACGCAUUCUGUCCGUUUUCGAGCCAUACCUCGAAGGAAGGAAACCGGUAUCUCCGUUCCAACGUCUCGAGAUGGUCCUGCAGAUGUACAAGCUCGCCACCAGCCACCCGAAACUCGCUCGCCCCGUCCUCUACAAGAUCUACUCCAACAUCGCUGACCAUUAUGAAAUCCGUUGCGCCGCCCUCUUCACGCUCAUGAAGACCAACCCACCAGCGAGCAUGCUCCAGAGAAUGGCCGACUUCACCAACUACGACGUCAACAAGCACGUUAACGCAGCCGUCAAGUCCAUCAUCGAGGUUCUUUCCCAGCUUCAGGACGAGGAAUUCCGUGAACUUUCUAAUGCCGCCAAGGCUGCCUUGCCCCUUCUGACUCCCGAGAAAUACGGACCUCAGUACUCGCGCGUCUUGUUGAAGACUUUCAAGAACUCGGAGACCAACUCCGAAUUCAAGCUCGUCGCCACUUACAUGGGCAGCGACGACAGUAUCAUCCCCAAGGGUGGAUACCUCGUCAUCAGCCCCGUCUUCAGAGGAAUGAAAGUACCCAUGAUCCAGAUCGGUGGAAUCGUAAACAGCAUCCAGGACACCUGGAAAUUCGUAGAGCAGAAGUUCAAGAACUUCCAGAAAGAAAGCCAGAGCAGCCGCAAGGCACAGCAGCAGAAAUUCUCGCCCGAGAACAUCUCCAAAUUGUUGGGCAUCCACGGAGAGGAGCCUGAGCAGAUCGAGGGCCACUUCUUCGCGACCCACAGAAACGGUGACCACUACAUCUCCUUCGACAACCACACUUUGGAGCAGAUCCCAGAACAGCUCAGAGAAAUGGCCAAAUCCAUGAAGAAGGGAGUCGACUUCGAGGAAACAAGACUGAGCGGUUACGAAGUGAUCCUGAGCUUCCCCAUGGAAACUGGUUACCCAUUCUCCUUCACCCUCAAGGCCCCGACCAUCGUGAGCGUCAACGCACAGUCUAAACUGAUGACCGACUCCGAGCUGUCCAGCAGCGAGCUUCCCAACUCCGCAACCGUCUCCGGAAAAGCCCGCAUGGUCUACGGUUUGAAGGUCCAAAAGAGGCUCGGAUUCGUCAUUCCCUUCGAGCACCAGGAAUACAUCGCCGGAUUAGACAAGGACAUCCAAGUUUAUGUGCCAUUCCAGUCCGAAGUUGCCUUUGACAGGACCAAGAACGAAGCCCGCUUCACGCUUCAGCCCCACGAGGACGAGAAGGAGUACAAGAUCCUUCAAUUCAAGUCCCAGCCCUUCACCUCCAAACACGACAUCCUGAGCCUCCAGCCCGUAUCCAUCGACAAGAACACUCACACCGUUCACAAGGAUCGCGCUUCUCCUUUGAGCUUCGAACUGAACGACCAGAGCGGCAAGCAGAGAGUGCAAUUCACAUGGCAGAACCAGAACAGCUAUCAGAAUGACGACAGCCGCGAGAACAAAGAUAGAAACGCCAUCGCUGCCGCGACCUCCCUUGUGUCCUCCGUCGCAUCCCUCUAUUUCCCGAUCUCCAUCGAGAAGGCCGAGUACGAGAAAUACUCCAUCAAGCUGACUCCGAGCAGCGACAUGAACGUCGAGCUGAAGGCCAGCUACGACUCUCUGAUCACCGAGAACAAGGACUCCGAAAGCUCCGAAAGUUGGUCUCCCAACGCCAGGGCCCCACAUCUUGGCCAAAGCUUGAGCCAGGGUGAACGCAAGGAGAAGCUCCUCAGCGAAGUUGCCAAGAACAUCAACUCCGCCAAGGCCAAAUCCGUUGAUGUCAGUGUAAAAUUGAACGCAGGCGUUAAGGCUUCCAUGGCUUUCACCGCCGCUGUAGGUUACAGCAACGUCGACCAGAAAUCGCGUGCUCUUCUCUUCGCCGCCGGCAAGGACAAUGAGGGACAGAGCUACCACUUCUCAGCUGGAUUCGAGGGCAAGAGCCCCGACACCGAUACCCUCGACUUCGAGGAGACCCUCAAGGCCAACACCCGCCAUGAAUUCGAUGCCGAGCUCCAUUACGGCAAGGGAUCCGGCGAAAGCUCCAACGAAUUCAAGGACACCAUCAGAAUCCAAGGAAAGGCCAAGCAGAGCGAGGAGCGCAAGAACCAGAUCCGUCAGUCCCGCGAGGCUGAGGAGUGCAACAGGGAGCACGACAAGAGCGGCAACAAGAUGACUCAGUCUUGUCAGAUGGCCAACACGCGCGCGUCAUCCGUUGACUCCGGUGAAAUCAUCGUCACCUUUGAGAGCGGCUCGCCCCUGAAGCAGUUGAGCAUGGGACUCGUCGACAACGCCGAGUCGGUCUCCCAGGACUUCGCCAAGGUCCAGAAGAACCGCGAAGACAAGCACGAUAGCAACAAGAUCAAGAUCGAUUUCAAGCUGUCGCCACGCGACGACAAGAUGGAUAUCACCCUCAAGACCCCCGAAGGCAAGGUCGAGAUCACGAACAUCGACACCAUGAUCAACAACAGCCAGGAGAAGCUCAGCAGCCAGAGCAGCCGAAACAACAUGCAGACCAGUGACAGCAACACCCUCCAGAUUUCCAGCACCUGCGACUUGGACAAGACCAUGGCCAAGACCUUCGACAACCACCGUUACAGCCUCAGGCUUGGUAAGUGCUGGCACGUCGCCAUGAGCUCGUUCCCCAAGAACGACCCCGACAGGCCCAGCCAGCAGCAGCCCAUCCCCAACGACAUGCACGUCACGGUCCUGACCAGAGAGAACGAGAAUGGACAGAAGGAGCUGAAGAUCACCCUUGGCGACAAGGAGAUCGAGCUCAGCACCUCCGGACCCCAUGAGCCCCGCGCCAAGAUCAACGGCGAGUCCAUCCGCUACUCCAAGCAGAAGAGCCACCAAGAGAAACAGGACAACCAGAUCGUCUUCGAAAUCUUCGAGCUCUCCGACAAGUCUGUCAAGGUUGUCUCAGACAAGUUCAAUGUCAAGAUCAUCUACGACGGCUCCCGCGCCCAAAUUCAGGCCGGCGACAGGUACCGCGACUCCGUCCGUGGUCUCUGUGGUAACAACGACCUCGAGCCCGAGAACGACCAGCAGACCCCCCGUGGUUGCACACUCCAGAAGUCCGAGGAGUUCUCCGCCACCUACGCUCUGACCAGCGAGGGCCAGUGCGAGGGACCGGCUGUCCAGCAGGCCGAGAAGGCCAAGAGCUCGCAGUGCACCUUCGAGAGCACCAGGCCCGGAAACGUGAUCAGCGACGCCGAGGCUGGACGCACCAGCCAGUCGGGCCGUGGCAGCGACGACGACGACAGCCGCGAGAGCAGGCGCUGCAUGACCCACCGCACCAAGGUCGUCAUGAAGAACAACCAGAUCUGCUUCUCUCUGAGACCUCUGCCCAGCUGCUCGUCCAGUUGCAGGCCCGAGGAGACCAAGUCCAGAGCAGUCCAGUUCCACUGCGUCGCCAGGAGCAGCGCUUCCGAGAAGGUGGCCGAGCGCGUCGAGAAGGGCGCCAACCCCGAUCUGACCCAGAAAUCCGUCACGUACACCGAGAGCUACCAGCUGCCCAUCAGCUGCAGGGCUUAAACGAUCCACAAGAUAGUUUUGAUAGUGUCAUGUAUUUAUUUAGCGAUUAGUCAUAGUUAGUUAGAUUAGCGUUUUGCAAUAAAUUAGAUAUUGAAUCAUAAA